Molecule: messenger RNA, 1896 nt
Organism: Drosophila willistoni
Lineage: Eukaryota; Metazoa; Arthropoda; Insecta; Diptera; Drosophilidae
Gene: Dip-B
Product: putative aminopeptidase W07G4.4
Exons: 4
Coding region: 213-1739 (508 amino acids)
Biological process (GO): proteolysis
Cellular component (GO): cytoplasm
Molecular function (GO): metalloaminopeptidase activity; manganese ion binding
Source: RefSeq, a predicted model, not a curated record
CCAGUGAAGGAGGCAAAGUUGUUGUUGUUGAAACUUAAAUACAAAAAGAGAAAGAGAAAAGAAAGCAAAUCGCUUAUCAAAUAACCACAAUUUAACCGUUUGGACAUCUUAUCGCUUACAGUUGCCAGCCCCUGCUCAGUUCAGCAACAUUUGCCGUUUGAUUCAGUUCAUUGUGUGCCACGAGUGUUAAGGAAUCCAUUGCAAACGCAAACAUGGGGAUCGAAAAAAUUCUGCCAUGUACGCUACAAUUGCAAAAAGUUAUGAUGCGAUCUGGCAGUGAUGUCCUUUGCAUCAUUGAUCGUGCCUCUUUGCCGGAAGAACUGCGGGAAACCUUUGAGGAGCAUCGUUCGUUCGACAAGUCCUUUGAUAGCAGCGUUUCCUGCUUCAAGGCACCAUCCUUGGGAAUUCCAGUGAUUUAUUCGCCCGUUCCCAAACUGACUGACUAUGAUGAUGUGCGUAGUUAUCAGAAGGCUGCCAAGGAAUCCAUACAGAAGGCAAUUAAGGCUGGUUUCCGAACGCCUCUAUUGGUUGUGCCCAAGAGCAAACGGUUUCCCCAGGCGGAACUCUGCACCGUUUUGGGAGCCUUGGAACAGAUUUAUGUGCCAAUUCAAUUGCGUGAAGCCGAUCCUGGCCAGAAAAGCCUUUUAGCCAAUCUUAAUCUUCAAAUCGAUGGCCCCGAUGCGGAUAAUAUUCUAAAGGAUGCAAUGAUACUGGAAUCUGGACGUUUCAUUGCCCGUGACAUUGGUGUUGGCGAUCCCGAGAGGAUGACUCCCAUUGCCGUGGAGAAAUACAUUACUGCCUUGUUGCCUUCUCUAAAGGUCACUGUGAUCAGUGAUGUGCCAACUCUUCAGAAGGAAUAUCCACUUUUUGCUGCCGUAAAUCGUGCCGCUGAUGUUGUAGAACGUCAUCGUGGUCGCAUCAUCUUCUUGGAGUAUAAGCCCCCAAAACCGGCAAAGAAAACCCUGAUGCUGGUUGGCAAGGGAGUGACCUAUGACACUGGUGGCGCCGACAUCAAGGCCGGUGGUGUUAUGGCUGGUAUGUCUCGUGAUAAAUGCGGAGCAGCUGCUGUUGCUGGCUUCAUGCAGGUGGUCAACGAAAUGAAGCCAGAGGACAUUCAUGUGGUUGCCGCUCUCUGUAUGGUACGCAAUUCGGUUGGUGAGGAUUGCUAUGUGGCCGAUGAAAUCAUAACAUCCCGAGCUGGACUUCGUGUGCGCAUUGGGAAUACCGAUGCCGAGGGCCGCAUGUGCAUGGCCGAUGUUCUGUGUCGCAUGAAGGAAAUCGCUGUUAAGGAUAAUCUACCAAAUCCACAUUUGUUCACCAUUGCCACACUGACUGGUCAUGCUUGGAUCUCAGCUGGAGCUGGCCAAACCAUUGCCAUUGACAAUAGUGUGGCUGCUGCUGAAAAUCAUGCCCGUAAGCUGCAGGAAGCUGGACAAAUCUAUGGCGAACCCUAUGAAGUCUCUGUCUUGCGUCCAUCUGAUUUUGAAUUUAAUGCUGGCAAAGCUAUUGGCGAGGAUCUGGUACAGGCCAACAAUGCACCAUCGGUGCGUACGCCUCGCGGCCAUCAAGUGCCUGCGGCAUUCCUUAUCAAGGUCACCGGUCUGGAUCAACAUGGUCUCGACUCGAGUAAGCCCAUCAAGUAUACACAUCUGGAUAUUGCUGGCAGUGCCGGAGAACUACCCGAAAUGCCAACAGCUGCUCCUGUCGUAUCGUUGGUGAAAACGCAUUUGCUUAACUGAAGAAUUCUAUAUCGAUUUGUAUGACAUUCACUUUCAGUACUUAUACUUUUUACUCAAUUAUCUAUCUGUCCACUAUAUAUACAUAUAUAUAUCUGCAUCACUGAAUUAAACUAAUCAAUGCAAAUAAAAACUAUUUCGUCAUUUACUAUGAAUAUAA